AUUUGAGAUACCAAGAUUUACAUAUGAUGUAGAGUUGCAGCUUAAAAGGGAAGAUCUGAAGAUGUCCUGGAAGAAGAGAGAUUGCAUAUUAUUGGAGAGAUGAAGAAGAAGAGAUCAGAUAUGAAGAAAAUUGAAGAAAUGAUGGUCAGCACCUUCUCCUUGCGGAGAAAACAAAUUGUGGAAGAAGAGCCAUCUGUGGCAGAGGUGAAGAUUAAGUGGCCAGCUUUAUUUACAGAGCAACAGAUUGAAGCUGAAUUCAAUCGCAUCACCUCAGCUGACUUGACAGAAUCCUUUUUUACUGGGCUGGACAAACAUUUGCCUCGGUUAUUGACUCUCUAUCAGGCCAAGACGGAGAGAUUUCCAGAGCUUAAGAAUAUCCUACGCAAGCUCGAGGAUGAUAAUUCCAACAGAAUGAAAAGGGCUGUCACUUUAAGAGGAUUACCAUAUUUCCUCAGUGAAGACUCAUCAAGGUUUCUCAGGACUGCCGAAGCCACAGACACCGAAGAGAGCAUGGCAAAAGAGAUGAAUGUCGGUAUCAUCCUGAUAAAACAUGGAGAGGACCUCCUUAACAUGUCUGUGGUGCUUGAGGAUCAAAUCAUCCUGCAUGACAUCAAGGAUUUCUCAAAGGCGGUAGCUAUGCUAAUGGGUCUACUCUAUGUGUUGAACAUUGACUAUCCAACGGAGCUACGAUACACCUUUGAAGUCAUCCAGAAAGUUCUCAUGAACAUUGGUGCUGAUCACUGCUCUGCGAGGGUUCCUGGUCUGAGGAACAGACUUUUUUGUAAAACGGAGUAGAAUCUUUUCCAGUUUUCUUUUUGAAUUCAGCUUCCCCACUGUAAUUAUGCUUAUUAACCGUUCUUGAAGCCACUCAGUUGAGCGUUCCCACAAGGUUGUCAGUUGAGAAAAGUCUAUUAUUUACCUUACAAGCUUAAGGGUUUGAUGUCUUUACUAAGAAGUCUUUAGGUAAUACUGUAGCCUACCGUUUUUGUUGAGCACUGUUUUACUUUAACUUAUUUGCACACAUUCUAGCAUGGCCAAUGGCUUAGUUUUCCAUUUUGGC
Messenger RNA from Brienomyrus brachyistius, 1060 nucleotides. RefSeq lists its product as uncharacterized. Lineage: Eukaryota; Metazoa; Chordata; Actinopteri; Osteoglossiformes; Mormyridae. The record is from RefSeq and is a predicted model, not a curated record. The coding region runs from base 100 to 795 and encodes 231 amino acids. The transcript has 4 exons.